UUUUGUUCCCAGGCAGCCAGGCAGUCAGUCAGUGGGAAGUUUCCCCUAGAGGCGGCCGCAGAUUGCUCAGAGCCUUCCUGGGACCCUAAGCCGGGCGGUCGGACAAAGGGGGCUGCGGGGCGCGGAGGGGGCUUAUUAUCUAGGAAUGUGAGGUGACCUUGUUGUGACCUUGCAGGAGGCACAGAGACGCGCAGACAAUCGCAGGCGGAGGGAGGUGGUGCUGCCCCGGUGCCAGUGUGAGCCAUGCUGGUGGGUGACACAGCUGGGAACCCCCCCGCAGCCCGGCGGCCCGUUGCUAUGGGAGACUGACCCAGACUGCGCUCUGCCCGCUCCUUCUCCCUGCCCGCCGGUGUGUUCCUUUGGGUGCUGCUCCCCCAGCCCGGGGGUCUCAGUGAGGAUUUACAAUGGGGCUGCCCACCCUGGAGUUCAGUGAUUCCUACCUGGACAGCCCAGACUUUCGGGAGAGGCUCAAAUGCCACGAAAUCGAGCUGGAUCGGACCAAUAAGUUCAUUAAGGAGCUGAUCAAGGACGGCAACAUGCUGAUCGCAGCGCUCAGAAAUUUGUCUAUGGCUGUGCAGAAGUUCUCCCAUUCGCUACAAGACUUUCAGUUUGAAUGUAUUGGAGAUGCAGAAACAGAUGAUGAAAUCAAUAUCGCUCAGUCGCUGAAGGAAUUUGCCCGCUUGCUGAUAACGGUGGAAGAGGAAAGAAGGAGGCUGAUCCAGAAUGCCAACGAUGUCCUAAUAUUGCCACUUGAAAAGUUUCGGAAGGAACAGAUAGGUGCUGCCAAAGAAGGAAAGAAGAAGUUCGAUAAGGAGAGUGAGAAAUAUUAUUCUAUUCUUGAGAAGCACUUGAACUUGUCAUCCAAGAAAAAAGAAUCUCUUCUACAGGAGGCCGAUACGCUGAUAGACCGGGAUCAUCAGAACUUUUCAGACGCGUCGCUGGAAUAUAUAUUUAAAGUGCAAGAGGUCCAAGAAAAGAAGAAGUUUGAGUUUGUUGAACCUCUCCUGGCGUUCCUCCAAGGCCUCUUUACCUUCUACCAUGAGGGAUACGAGCUGGCUCGAGAAUUUACGCCGUACAAGGAGCAGCUGCAGUUCAAUUUACAGAACACGCGGAAUAACUUUGAAAGCACUCGGCAGGAGAUGGAGCGGUUAAUGCAGAGGAUGAAACCUGCAGACCAAGAUUACAGACCACCAAGUCAGUGGACAAUGGAAGGCUAUCUGUAUGUACAGGAGAAAAGGCCCCUUGGGUUCACGUGGAUUCGGCACUACUGCACGUAUGACAAAGGAAGCAAAACAUUUACCAUGAGCGUCUCUGAAACCAAAUCUGGGGGAAAGGUGAACGGACUUAUUUCUAACUCGGCGGAAAUGUUUAAGCUAAAAACCUGCAUACGGCGGAAAACGGAUUCCAUAGACAAGCGAUUCUGUUUUGACAUCGAAGUCAUUGAGAGGCAGGGCAUCAUUACUCUUCAGGCUUUGUCUGAGGGCAACCGCAAACAGUGGCUGGAAGCAAUGGACGGAAAAGAACCAAUCUACACACUUCCGGCAAUAAUCAGCAAAAAAGAAGAAAUGUUCCUGAAUGAAGCUGGCUUCAACUUUGUGAAAAAAUGUAUCCAUUCAGUGGAGACUCGAGGUAUCACUAUUUUGGGACUUUACAGAAUUGGAGGAGUUAACUCUAAAGUGCAGAAGUUUAUGAACUCGGUGUUCUCACCUAAAGCCCCUCCGGAUAUGGAUAUUGACUUGGACCUGUGGGAUAAUAAAACCAUAACGAGUGCACUAAAGAACUACCUCAGAUGUCUGUCGGAACCUCUGAUGACCUACAAGUUGCACAAGGACUUUAUACUUGCAGUCAAAUCAGAUGAUCAGAACUACAGGGUACAAGCAGUCCAUGCCCUUGUCCAUAAGUUGCCUCAAAAGAACCGUGAGAUGCUGGACAUCUUAAUCAAGCACCUUGUCAAGGUCUCCAUGCACAGCCAACAAAACCUAAUGACCAUCUCUAAUCUUGGCGUCAUCUUUGGGCCAACUUUGAUGAGAGCGCAGGAAGAAACCGUAGCCGCAAUGAUUAAUAUCAAGUUCCAGAAUAUAGUGGUGGAAAUUCUAAUUGAGCACUAUGAAAAGAUAUUUCACACAGCGCCAGAUCCCAAUAUCCCACUUCCACAGGCACAGCCACGAUCCAUUUCAAGAAGAACUAGAGCCAUCUGCCUUUCAACUGGACCAAAGAAACCCAAAGGGAGAUAUACACCUUGCUUGGCCGAUCCUGACAGUGAUUCCUACAGCAGCAGCCCAUCCAGCACCCCCAUGGGAAGCAUCGAAUCCCUGUCUUCCCAUUCGUCAGAGCAAAACAGCACAACAAAAUCAUUGUCAUUGCCUCAAAGGGAUAAGAAAGGAGUUGGGAUUCCAUGGGUGACCUCUACACCCUCAUCUAAUGGCCAAAAAGGUUCUAGCCUUUGGACUACAAGUCCUGAGUCAAGCUCCAAAGAAGAUACAACAAAAACAGAUGUGGAAUCAGAUUGUCAGAGUGUUUCCUCCGUCACCAGUCCUGGAAAUGCCUCCCCUCCCAUUGACCUGACCAAAAAAAGCCUUUAUGGAUUGUCCGGGCUUAAACGUUCCCAAGCCCCCUCCCUUCGAUCCUUAUCUUCUACUGAAGCUAUUGGCAUAAAAAGUCGAAGCCCGUCUACACAGAGUCUGACCUCUCUGGACCUGCAGGAUGUUCCGAAGGUUCAUCCAGAACUGCCUCCAAAAAUCAUGAGAAGACGACUGGACACAGGUUCAAGCAACGGCUACCAAAGGCCAGGAUCAGUAGUCGCCGCAAAGGCUCAGCUGUUCGAAAACGCCGGAUCCCUGAAGCAGUCAUCUACUGGCCGGCAAGCGAAAGCCAUGUAUUCCUGUAAAGCAGAGCACAGCCAUGAACUUUCCUUCCCCCAGGGGGCGCUGUUUACUAAUGUGUAUCGAUCCGUGGAACCGGGCUGGCUGAAAGCAACCUAUGAAGGCAAAACGGGAUUAAUUCCAGAAAACUAUGUCGUCUACCUGUAACAAUGCCCGAAGGCAUCCGUAUUUUCAUGGUAUCCAUGGUGACUUAUGAAAAACUACAUUUUUAUCUGACACAGAUAUAGUGACCGGGCCAACGGCGGAGCGCCGGCAGCGGCCUAUGGCUUCCAUUGGGACACUUUGUGCGAGUGAAAGACUGAUACAUUGCUCUGUGCCUCUGUGCCAAUGGAAACGCAUUGCAAGUAGGGUGUGAAAAGCAUUGCCAGUGGUUACUUAUAUAUAUGGGAGCCGCGGGCAAAUGGGGUUACCUGCAAUAAAGGCCAUGGCAUGUAUAAAGUGGUACAGAUUGUAAGUUAUAUAUAUAUAUAUAUAUAUACUAAUAUUUGACACAAUUUAUAUAAAGGUAUAGAGAUAAAGGCACAGAACGUAUCUCUCUGCUCAUAAUGUAAUCUUUCUAUUAAUAAAUAGGCAAUUGUAUUAAGAACUGGAGGGAAUCCAUUUGGGCUUAGAUGAGCAUCACUUGGGGAGAGUUGUGGUACCACUCACAGGUUUAUAGGCAACAGGACUAUACCACUUAGAUCCCUAGGGAACUACACUGAUUUUCUAAGUUAGGCUUUAUUUGUCUGUUUAAUAGCCAAAGUUUCCCCACAGGUCUUCUAAACAGGCCCCUCUUCCCAACUGCACCAAAGACACCCCCCAGAACAGACUUGCUCCCCCUUACCUGUGCUGAGAACACAGACCUGCACAGUGGGGUUGGCAGCCACCAGCGGCUAAGUUACAUAAAAGUCACCGGAUCCUCUCUUCUGCUCUUUAGUGGCCAUCACCAACCAGGAGCACAGGCGUUUGAAGCAAGGGACGUAAUCAACUUCAAGUGCCCAAUCUCCUGGUCAGUCAGCACCACAGAUGUUACAAUCCCUGGCAAUUACCCAGCUGAAUAUUAGACGCUCAGUGUUCCUACUUUAAUCAUUUGUACAGCCCCACUGUGCCUUUCUACUGCCUUUCUGGCGUGGGUUGCCACAUAUUUCUGUCAAUUAUACCAGUCAUCAGGUUGGGGCUGGGUCAUGACAUCAUUUAGGGGCAGGUCUAUGAUUUAUUGCCCCUAAGAGUUUGUUAUGAAAUCAUCACUUUUUAGCUUAAGUUAUUUAAUAUGAGGAAGAAAACAAGGACCAAUGGAAACUAAAUAUGCUCUGUAAUUGAGUUGGCCUCCUGCUGGCUGGGAGGUGGAACGGCACGUACGGUUUGCUGAGCUAAUAAAUACCUCUUAUUCAUUGCAGAGCAUCAUUAACACAAUUGUUAGGGUAGUGCUUAGUCUUUAGUUGCUAAAGUACCAUAUUUAAGGAAACCUGUUAUUUUAGCUGGAGGUUUGUAUGUGUAAGUCAGACUCGCCAGCAUACGUGAGGAAUAAAAA
This is a messenger RNA of Xenopus tropicalis (tropical clawed frog), 4392 nucleotides long. RefSeq names its product Rho GTPase activating protein 42 (gene arhgap42). Gene Ontology annotation, molecular function: GTPase activator activity. The record is from RefSeq and is a predicted model, not a curated record. Gene Ontology annotation, biological process: signal transduction. NCBI's taxonomy places the organism in Eukaryota, Metazoa, Chordata, Amphibia, Anura, Pipidae. Gene Ontology annotation, cellular component: cytoplasm. The transcript is spliced from 24 exons. The coding region runs from base 405 to 3029 and encodes 874 amino acids.